This is a messenger RNA of Chaetomium fimeti, 1101 nucleotides long. Its product is annotated as putative proteasome regulatory protein. Gene Ontology annotation, cellular component: cytoplasm; nucleus. Lineage: Eukaryota; Fungi; Ascomycota; Sordariomycetes; Sordariales; Chaetomiaceae. Gene Ontology annotation, molecular function: protein binding. Bases 206 to 925 code for a protein of 239 amino acids. The record is from RefSeq and is a predicted model, not a curated record. The transcript has 8 exons.
GCAUGCCCGUGCUUCUGUGAGGUGGAAGGCAUCACUUACACGCUCGGGUGACUUUCAUCCACUGGCACUGGCAAACUGCAUUAUCGAAAAGGCACUUCCGGAAUAUUUGAGCCUGCGCUUUCCUCGUCUUCCGGACUUCUCCUUCUUUGCCUUCUUUACACCCAUCACAUUCACGUUCCACAUCAUCCACAUCGACAAGUGAAAGAUGGAAAACGCGACUGAGUCAAAGUAUGCCAUCCAUGCGGCAGCUCGGGAAGGAAGGAUCGCUGCUGUCGAGUCGCUCCUCCAAGCCAACUCGAAGCUUGCCCAGCUCAAGGACGACGAUGGCAGACUCCCAAUUCACUGGGCGGUAUCAUACAACCACCCCGAAAUUGUCAGCCUGUUGAUCAGUCAAAAGGGAUUUGAUCCGGAUGCUGAGGACGACAGCGGCUGGACACCCCUCAUGAUCGCCGCCAGCGUUAAGGACGCCGACAAGGUGGCUGACAUUCUCCUCGCCCGGGGCGCCGACGUCAACCAGACAAAUAACAACGGCCAAACAUCCCUCCACUUCAUCGCCUCCAAGACCAACCUCGACCUCGCCCGCAAGCUGCUCGAGGGCGGCGGCGCGCAGGCGGCGUCGACGCGCGUGCGCGACAAGCGCGGCCAGUACCCGCUGCACCGCGCCGCCGCCGUCGGCUCGGUGCCCAUGCUCAACCUGUUGAUCAAGCACCGCAGCCCCAUCAACGCGACCGACUCGGCGGGGCAGACGGCCCUGCACCACGCCAUCGCCGAGGGGCACGGGGAUGCGGCCAUCGCGUUGUUGAAGGCGGGUGCGGAGGCCGGGAAGAAGGAUGUGGAUGGGUGUACGCCGUUGGAAUUGGCGCCGGCGAAGGACGUCCGGGAGUACAUCGUACGCAAGGCGGAGGAGGACGGGAUUGAGUUGUGAGGAAUGACGUUAGGAUGGGAUGGAGUCCUGACGGGGGACAGUUGAGACCGCAAUUGCGUAGUUUGGGCUCAAUUCUGGUUCGGUCCACAGAUGAAAGGCGGCUAGCCAGGAUAAGAGAAGAACAAGGCAUAGCAAAAUCGGCUCCUAUUUGAUGGUAUCUCCUAGUCCGCUACAUU